AUGUUUUUCUUUUCAUCAUCAUCAUCAUCAUCAUCAUCAUCAUCAUCAUCAUCAUCAUCAUCAUCAUCAUCAUCAUCAUCAUCAUCAUCAUCAUCAUCAUCAUCAUCAUCAUCAUCAUCAUCAUCAUCAUCAUCAUCAUCAUCAUCAUCAUCAUCAUCAUCAUCAUCAUCAACAACAACAACAACAACAACAACAACAACAACAACUGUUGGCGAUUAUAAAGAUAAAAAAUAA
Schistosoma rodhaini is the source of this 234-nucleotide messenger RNA. The record is from the annotation of a GenBank genome assembly. Lineage: Eukaryota; Metazoa; Platyhelminthes; Trematoda; Strigeidida; Schistosomatidae.